This is a messenger RNA of Synchytrium microbalum, 2583 nucleotides long. RefSeq lists its product as uncharacterized. The record is from RefSeq and is a predicted model, not a curated record. The coding region runs from base 1 to 2583 and encodes 860 amino acids. Lineage: Eukaryota; Fungi; Chytridiomycota; Chytridiomycetes; Synchytriales; Synchytriaceae. The transcript is spliced from 9 exons.
AUGCCAGAGCAAGCUGCCGGUUCACCAAACACCAUUAACGGAGUCUCUAACUCUUCCUACCGAGUCUUUACAUUAUGGAUGCUCUUCUUCUUCAUGUUUGCCAUGGACAAUGGCAAUCGCCAGCAAACUCAGCCGUCCGCAAGUGUAGGGAGCUUGCUCGAUUUGCAAAGGAAUUUCACGUCUGAAUUGCAAAAUGCUACGUUUGCUGAGAAUCAUACUGACGUGUCAGAAAUCAUGCCCAUUCUAGAUAAUCUACAUGACCUCACUCGAUUUGAACGACUACGAACACUGUAUACUAAUAUCACGGGACUGUAUCGAGGAUCAUAUGCACCAUUUAAUUUAACGGCUCAUCACGUAAAUCAAUCGCAGUACUAUAAUGAAACGACUAGGAAUAGGUUUCUGUCCAUGAUCAACCCGUAUGCUUCUGGCGUGCUCUCUGGCACUCUCUUCUCUAAUGCCACGGUAGCUCCGGGUAUCAACUUGAUUGAAGGACAGUACAAAUUAAGGACGACAUAUUUUGAGAAUUCGCUGAAAUGGUGGACGAUGCCAAACAGUCUUACGCUCUCCAUCGCUGGACUUCACUGGAUUGAAACUGGAGUCGUCUGGAUGGUCGCAGUGCCUCAGGGAUAUACAUUGCGAGGACGGGAUAUUAUGAAGAUGGCCCUGAACGACAAAGCAUUCAACGAAAGCAGAGCCAUAGCCGUCUCAUUCUCGAAAAUGAGAGAAGCCGAGCUGCUGAAAUAUAUAGAAGAAGGCACAAACGCAGACGAAGAAGACGACUCUAAAAAGCCAGCCAUGUCUACAUGCAUGCUGUACAACUACAUGCAGCUACGACCAGUGCCGGGUCUAGACGGCCAAUCAGCCUUGACCGCAUAUGAGUACGAAUUGGCUCAUCCGACUGGUAUAUCGCUCCCAUCACGACCACCGAAUCUCGCAUCUGCAUUCAUGUACAGCCCGACGUGUGGGCUGGCGCUAAGUCUAGACGAGAUUCAGGGUCUCAAACUAGAAUUGUAUCAAGUCAAAUCUGUACGUUAUGCUAUGAUGAUGGUUGCCGUGACGCUGGUUGAGCUGGUGUUGACGCUGAUACAGAUUGAUUAUUCGAGAGGUGCUCCGUCAUCGUUGAGUAAAGUGUCGCUGAUGACUAUGGGAAUGUCGACUAUUAUGGAUGCGUAUUUGUGCUUGUUGAAUCUUACGACUGGGGCUGUGUUUACUACUGUGUUCCUCCCAUUCGUAACGGUAGCAUUCCUCAAGUUUGUUUUGUUUUGUAUCUUUGAGAUGAGAUACUUGUUGACAAUCUCACGAUCGCAACGGCGGGAACGCGAUCAUUCGGUGUUUGGGCCUUUGUUCUCCAGGACUUACUUGUAUCUUUUUGGCGGCCUCUUCCUGUUUUGCCAGAUUGCUGCUAGAAUCACUAUGUUUAUGGGUGUUGCUGGAUUUCUCAUUAACGCAACCCAUAAUUCUCGACGAGCCUUUCAAACGUAUUACGUGCUUGGGAUAUCUGUUGUUCGGCUGGUGCCUGCUUUGUACAUAUUUGGUUGCCCUCUGAACGUCGUUACAUUUGAAGACGCUGAACCUAUCGGUGUCAUUGCAUUAAUAACUUAUGUCGCAUUACAAUGUGCUAUAUUGCACUUGCAAGAGUUUAUGGGUCCUAGAUUCUUUGUUCCUACUGGGUGGCUUCCGCAAACCUACGACUAUCACCCAGUGCUAAAUGGUGGCAGCGAUUUGGAGAGUCUGCCCAAUAGUACUGGUCCUUUGGAGUCACCGACUGUACCAAGUUCUCGACGAGAAGACACAGCAGUCAGUGGACACGGACAUCCACGUCUCACUAAUCAUGAUUGUCCGAUAUGUUUCCUGCCUGUAAAUAUACGUCCUCCUCGGUCAUCAGGCCCUUCCAAUCCUUUGGAAGGUGAAUAUGGACGAUACAACUAUAUGUCCUCAUCCACAUCCUCCGCUUCAGAUCACCACCACCACCACCACCACCAUCGACACUCUAAAAACCACAAGACCCAACGACCCCAUAAAGACGACGACGACCACCACAAGAGCCACAGUAAAUCGAAAAAGAAGAGACACCAUGACGAGAAGGACAAGAAACAUAAACGCAAGCGACGACAUAGUGAACCCAACAUGAGUGUCGUUAGUAUGGUCGAAAUGGCGUUGGGUGGUGUUACGGAUACGAAUCUUGUCAGUCAUGCGCCUGCUAUUGGACAUGUUGCGCAUGCGCAUGGACAUCAUCAUCAAGGGCAUGGUGUGCCGCAGCAUAGGGCAGGACAUGUGGGAAGUGAGGGUAUAACGGCUUCGGUGUCUGCGGCGAGUAAUGGUAUAACAGCUGCAGUGUCCGCAGCACCGGUAUCUAGUGGCCGACGUCCUGUCUCGAGGCCCCAAACGAAGGAGGAGCAUGUCGCUCAGCAGUCUGUUGUACGUGACGUGCUUGAUCCGUAUACAGGGAGAAUGAGGAAAAUUAAGGGGAGUGGAGAGGUGAUUGAGUCUAUAGUGUCAAGGGAACAGCAUCGAGAGAUAAAUAGGCUGGCUACGAGGGGUGAUGGGAUGGUGUACAUGGCGACGAGCCAACUUAAAAAGUAG